Asterias rubens (European starfish) is the source of this 1356-nucleotide messenger RNA. Its product is annotated as dihydrolipoyl dehydrogenase, mitochondrial-like. The record is from RefSeq and is a predicted model, not a curated record. Gene Ontology annotation, cellular component: oxoglutarate dehydrogenase complex; mitochondrion. Gene Ontology annotation, molecular function: flavin adenine dinucleotide binding; dihydrolipoyl dehydrogenase (NADH) activity. Lineage: Eukaryota; Metazoa; Echinodermata; Asteroidea; Forcipulatida; Asteriidae.
UAGUCAUCCGAUGUUGACCGGCCUCUGCUCUGCGCACUUUUGUGAGAAUGGCACUUUUACCAUCUUUGGGUCGAGUAUCCGCUGGGAUUUCGAAGGUGGGGCAUUUGCCGGGAUUGUCAAGAUGGACAGCGCCCUCUCUUGUCGGCCAUAGGAGGCAGUAUUCGGAGGGGGUAGAGGAGCAAGAUCUCGUUGUGAUUGGAUCUGGACCUGGUGGUUAUGUAGCAGCAAUUAAAGCAGCCCAACUUGGCAUGAAGACGGUGUGUAUCGAGAAGAACGUAACCCUCGGUGGCACAUGUCUGAACGUCGGCUGCAUCCCAUCCAAGGCUCUCCUUAAUAACUCCCACUAUUACCACUUGGCCACAUCAAAUGACUUCAAGAACAGAGGCAUUGAUGUUGGUGAUAUCAAGCUGAAUCUACCCAAGAUGAUGGAGCAGAAAUCUGGAGCCGUGAAGGCCCUGACAAACGGUAUCGCACACCUCUUCAAACAGAACAAGGUAACAAGAUUGGAGGGUCACGGUAAAAUAACCACACCCAACGAGGUCGCCGUCCUUCACCCAGACGGAAAGGUCAAAGAGGUCAUCAAGACUAAAAAUAUCCUCAUCGCAACCGGGUCAGAGGUCACCCCAUUUCCCGGCCUGGAGAUAGACGAAACGACGAUUGUUUCUUCCACUGGAGCGUUAUCUCUAGAGAAGGUUCCAGAACACAUGGUGCUUAUAGGAGCUGGUGUUAUCGGACUUGAACUGGGGUCUGUUUGGCAGAGGCUUGGAGCUAAAGUCACUGCUGUUGAAUUCCUUGGACAUAUAGGAGGUCUUGGCAUCGACAUGGAAAUAUCGAAAAACUUCCAGAGAAUUCUGAAGAAGCAAGGAAUGGAAUUCAUGAUGAACACAAAGGUGAUGGGAGCCACCAAGACAGAUUCAGGAGUCACAGUAACCGUCGAGUCGGUCAAAGACGCGAGCAAGACGGAGGAGCUGCAGUGUGAUACGGUUCUCGUCUGCAUCGGUCGACGACCGUACACACAAAAUCUCGGUCUUGAGGAUGUUGGAAUUGAACUAGAUGCACGCGGCAGAGUACCAGUUAAUGAAAGGUUUGCCAGUAAAGUCCCAAGUGUCUUCGCUAUCGGUGAUUGCAUCCACGGGCCGAUGCUUGCGCACAAAGCAGAAGACGAAGGCAUCAUAUGCGUUGAAGGAAUUGCCGGUGGCGCUGUUCACAUUGACUAUAACUGCGUGCCGUCGGUCGUCUACACCCAUCCUGAGGUGGCGUGGGUCGGCAAGACGGAAGAGCAGCUUAAGGAGGAGGGAGUCGCCUACAAAGUGGGAAAGUUCCCGUUUGCCGCCAACAGUCGCGCUAAGACUAAUG